AUGUCAAUGAAAUAUGUACACACACAAACGAAAACCGCUUAAAAGUUUAUCGGCAUUGAUGAAAAAAUUAGAUCAAUUUUAUUUUAAAUCAAUUAUUCUUAACCUUCAAAAUUAUUGCUCUAAUACCUCCAGGUAGCAAAUUGAUGAAGUAUCAAUCUGUAAACUUUGUAUAUACACUUGAAUAUUUUCUUCAUACCAUCAGAUCAACGUAUCUAAAUGAUACAAUUUUGUGCGAUCAAAAAAUUGAACAAAAGAUAAGAAUUCAAGUAUUUCAAAAAUUUCUGGAAAAAUCUAUUUCUAAAAAGGUUAAAUUUAUUUUUAUUUGGUAAAAAAUCAUGCAUUUAGUGAAAAAUGUUAUUGGUUGGAUAAGUUGUGUACUUAUAAUUUGUGUGUACACUACGGAAUCAAGUCGAGAAUCACCUAUUUUUUCUAACCAUUUUGCUGUACACAUACCAUCAGGCUUAGAGUCUGCUUCAAUCGUCGCAGAAAAAUAUGGAUUUGAUAAUCUUGGACAGAUUGGAGCUUUAAAAGAUUACUAUUUAUUCGAACACAAAAAAUUAAGGAAACGAUCUAUACAAAUUAGUGAUCAUCACCAUGAGGCAUUGUCAAAAGAUCAACGUGUACACUGGUUCCAACAACAGCAUGAAAAGAAAAGAACAAAAAGAGAUAAUAUUGGGAUUGAUUCAGUUUAUGCAGAAUAUCCAUCAUUUUUUCAACGAUACAAUCAAAAAAGCAAUCUUCGAGAUAUUAAAUAUGAUCGUCUUAAUAACAGAGGUAUAUUGCCGCAGAAUGGAUUCACUGACCCACUUUUUAAAGAGCAAUGGUAUUUGAAUGGUGGAGCAAAAGAUGGAUUCGACAUGAACUUGAAGCCUGCUUGGCAAAAAGGAUAUACUGGAAAAGGGGUUGUCAUUUCAAUUCUUGAUGAUGGAAUUCAAUCGAAUCAUCCAGAUUUGGCAAUGAAUUAUGAUCACGAAGCUAGUACAGAUAUUAACGAUAAUGACGAUGAUCCUAUGCCACGAGAUAAUGGUGAUAAUAAACACGGUACACGUUGCGCUGGGGAAGUUGCAGCUGUUGCAUUUAAUGAAUUUUGUGGCGUUGGAGUUGCAUAUAAUUCCAGCAUUGGAGGUGUAAGAAUGCUUGAUGGACCUGUUAACGAUGCUGUUGAAGCUCGUGCCUUAGGCUUAAACCCUGAACAUAUUGAUAUAUAUAGUGCGUCAUGGGGACCAGAAGAUGAUGGAAAAACCGUAGAUGGGCCUGGACCAUUGGCUCGUAGAGCUUUCAUAUAUGGAGUAACGAAUGGCCGUCAAGGCAGAGGGUCAAUAUUUGUCUGGGCUUCAGGAAAUGGUGGUCGUCAUACAGACUCUUGUAACUGUGAUGGUUAUACUAACAGUAUUUUUACUUUAUCAAUAUCAUCGGCCACCCAAGGAGGAUUUAAGCCAUGGUAUUUAGAAGAAUGCAGUUCGACAUUAGCUUCUACUUAUUCUUCCGGAACACCUGGCAAUGAUAAAAGUAUAACAACUGUAGAUAUGGAUGCCAGUUUACGAGAAGAUCAUUUGUGUACGGUUGAACACACAGGAACAUCAGCAUCAGCUCCAUUAGCUGCCGGAAUAGCGGCUUUAGCUUUGGAAGCAAAUCCAACCCUCACAUGGCGUGAUAUGCAGUAUCUUGUAGUGUUAACUUCUCGGUACAGUCCACUUGAUAAGGAAACUGGAUGGAAUAUUAAUGGAAUUAAAAGAAGAGUCUCUCAUAAAUUUGGCUAUGGUUUAAUGGAUGCUGGUGCAAUAGUUGAUUUAGCGGAAAAAUGGACAAAUGUUCCCGUGCAGAGAAUUUGUAAGUCACAAGAAGUGAAUGAGGAUCGACAAAUUGAAUCUACCUAUGGAUACACUUUAAGUGUGACAAUGAAUGUCAGCGGUUGCGAAAAUACCUUAAAUGAAGUCCGGUUCUUAGAACAUGUACAAUGCAAGCUUUCAUUACGGUUUUUCCCGCGCGGAAAUCUUAGAAUUUCACUUACGUCACCAAUGGGAACAACUUCUACAUUACUAUUUGAAAGACCACGCGAUGUACUAAACUCGAACUUUGAUGAUUGGCCAUUUUUAAGUGUACAUUUUUGGGGAGAAAAAGCAGAAGGACAGUGGACAUUAGAAAUUAUCAACGCUGGAACAAGGCAUGUUAAUUCUCCUGGUAUAUUAAAAAAAUGGCAAUUAAUUUUUUAUGGAACAGCGUCCAACCCUAUCAGGUUGCGAACGAGAUAUAGUCUGUUGGUUCCUGAAUCGGAAUAUCAUUCGAUAUAUUACCCGCUAGAAGCGGAACAUAUAGAAGGAGCGGCUUCUCAAAUCGUUCCAUCUAUAAUGACCUACAGUGGCCCAAAUAAUUCUUCCGCAACCGAAAAACAAUCAAAUGAAGUAGGGCGUGACUUGAUGGAAUCAUUAUUGUCAUCGCAAAAUCACUGUGACAAUUUCCGUCUUAAUAAUAAAUGCGUUGAUCGUUGUCCUUCAAGAACAUUUGCUGAUUCUAAUAAUAUCUGUAGAUAUUGUCAUGAAUCGUGUGAUUCAUGUACUGAAUCCAGACCAGAUUCUUGUCUUUCGUGUGCUAACGAGUAUAAGCAAGUGGUUGAUCUAGGAUUAUGCCUUGCACAAUGUCCAGAUGGAUACUUUGAAGGUUCUAGUGGAAAAAAGUGCAUCCCGUGCGCAUCAAAUUGUGCUACCUGCAUUAAUAAACCGAAUUACUGCCUAAGUUGUGAACAUCAUUUGGUACUUUACAAAAAUAAAUGUUACGCUACGUGUCCAAUCUAUACUUAUCAAACGACAGACCAUAAUUGUGAAUCAUGUCACAUUUCCUGUGAAACUUGUAAGACUUCUGACAAAAAUGAUUGCAUCAAAUGUCGCCGUGGAUAUUAUUUUUUGAAAGGUAAAUGCAUGAAAGAAUGCCCACUAGGAUACUAUGAGGAUUCAGAUCGCCGAGAAUGUAUCUCUUGUCCCCAAAAUUGUGCUGUUUGUACAGCACAUGCGUGUGAAAAGUGUAAUCAAGAUUGGAUUAAAGAUGAUAGUGGUAUAUGUCUUCCAGAAAACUUUGCUCUUUGUGAAAAUUUUGAAUUUUUCGCUCAUAAUAGUUGUAAUAAAUGCCAUACCACUUGUAAACAAUGUUUCGGUUCAUCUAUUGAUUCCUGCAUUAGUUGCGAAAAACCAUUAACUUUGCAAAGUAAGCGAUGCAUUUUUACGUGCCAAGAAGGAUUUUAUAAAGCAAUCAAAGGUUAUGAAUACACAUGCGUGCCUUGUCUUCAUACUUGCGCUCUAUGUGAUUCAAAGUCUAACUGCACUUCAUGCCAAAAAGGAUUAGUUCUCCAAAGUGGAGAGUGUAGAUCGGCAUGUUCUGAUGGGUACUAUCAAGAUAAAGACAAAUGUUCCAAGUGUUAUUUUUCUUGUAAAACUUGCACAGGACCGAAAAAAAAUCAAUGCGUAGCCUGUCCAAAAGGUCUAUUUUUAAUUGCUGGUGAAUGUCAAUCAAGAUGUCCUCAAAAUUAUUUCAAAACGACUUAUGGUUGUCAGAAAUCUUCGAAAAUGUGUCGAUCAUCAACAGAUCAAUGUAAAGUUAUCACAAACUCCAGGAAAGUCAAUGUUCGAGAAUUAACUUCUGCUGAAAGCCCAAGUGACUUGGCAAAAAUGGAAAAACUGUCUGAAUUGAAAUUAGCAGACUCCAAUUAAUCCAAUUUUGAGGGAAAUGUGGGUUAAUCACAGACUUAUUCAUUUGUGCAAUUGAGAUCAAUUAUUCGAAUUACCAGAAUGAAAAUUUUGCUCAGGCAAAAGAUAAAUCAUGUCGUUUAGCGAAUCUCAAAGUGUGAUUAGAUUAAAAUAAUUUCCGCACUAAUUUGGAAAUGAAAAUUUUUUUUGAAUUCAAAUAACUGAUUUGCAGAAUUCAACGGUGCAUAAAAAAAUUUCUUCCAAAGUGAAAUAGAAAAUUUGCAGAAUUCAACGGUGCAGGAUGUUUCUGUUUUUAAUAAAAAAAAAAUAAAAAAUAAACAACUAAAAUUAUACAAAUAUAUUAUCAUGUAAAGAUAACAAUAAUCAAUGGCAAAUAAACUAUUUUUA
Molecule: messenger RNA, 4085 nt
Organism: Trichogramma pretiosum
Lineage: Eukaryota; Metazoa; Arthropoda; Insecta; Hymenoptera; Trichogrammatidae
Gene: Fur2
Product: furin-like protease 2
Exons: 17
Coding region: 336-3701 (1121 amino acids)
Biological process (GO): protein processing
Cellular component (GO): Golgi membrane; trans-Golgi network
Molecular function (GO): serine-type endopeptidase activity
Source: RefSeq, a predicted model, not a curated record